This is a messenger RNA of Aplysia californica (California sea hare), 3952 nucleotides long. RefSeq names its product collagen alpha-1(XII) chain. The transcript has 6 exons. Bases 230 to 2257 code for a protein of 675 amino acids. The record is from RefSeq and is a predicted model, not a curated record. Lineage: Eukaryota; Metazoa; Mollusca; Gastropoda; Aplysiida; Aplysiidae.
CACGCAUUUCGUCAGAACAACCGUGGCAAGAAGUUGAAGAACAUAGAUCUAGAUCUAGAACUGAAGUGACUAAGAUUGUUAGGAAAAGAGUACCAGUGAUAGAUAGAUUUGUUGACACCACAGACAAUUUUGCUUAAAACAAAGAGAGCUUUUUCCACGUAUUCAAUUCGCUAAGAGGACAAAACAAAGGAUUACCUGAACAAGUUUAUUCACUAUACAAGACAACGAAAUGGCUGGAAUAAUCAAGAUUCUUCUUCUGACUCUCGCAGUUGCAACAGUAGCAAACUCCGCCCCGUCCCCUACCGUCCCCUCGUGUGGCCAGCCAGCCGAUGUCGUCUUCAUGGUUGACUCCUCCAGCUCCAUCUGGCCCUAUGAUUUCAAAACGUUCGUCCUACCCUUCAUCAAGAACGUGAGCUCUGUCUUCGAUAUCGGCCCCGGACCCCGCCAGACUAGGAUUGGCGCUCUGACCUUUAGUACGGGCGUCAGACUGGAGUUUGAUCUGAAGGAUCACCAGAGCAAGGAGGGUCUUAUGUCUGCCAUCGACGGGAUCGCUUCUCGCGGAGGAUCAACCUAUACCGAUAAGGCUCUGAAAUUCGUGGAUCGCCACAUGUUCACGGCCAAGGCUGGAGCAAGGCCUGACGUCCCCCACAUCAUCAUCGUCCUCACGGACGGCGACUCCUCCAACCACCGACGCACGGUCAGACAGGCCGAGAGGGCUCGCAAUAAUGGCGCCACCAUCUUUGCCGUUGGAGUUGGUGACGUUGAUGACAGAGAGCUGGAACUGAUCGCUAGUUCACCGGCUGAGAGAUUCAAGUUCAAAGUUACCGAAUUUUCUUCCCUGGACAGGAUCAUGGUUGACCUGGCCAUCAAGACAUGUGGAGGUGAGAGCCGAAGCGGGGAGAUCCUAAAUUUAUCUCUAACAACGACUACGACCACCACCACAACAACCCCCACAACCACAACACCAACGACAACAACCACAACACCCACAACAACGACAACUACAACAACAACGGAGGACCCAAUGAAUGAUUGUGGAGGCAAACCUGCCGACAUUUUCUUCGUCGUGGACUCUUCAAGCAGCAUCAGGCAAGUCGAUUUCGAAAAGCGAGUUCUGGGGUUCCUGAGAGAUGUCAUCAAAGGUUUCAGCAUUGGCAAAGACAAAACCCGCGUAGGGGUCAUGACCUUCAGUGACACACCCCGUCUCGUGAUCGGCCUGGAUGAUUACGUCACCAAAAAGUCUCUUUUGGCCGCUGUCACUCCUCGGGUUGUUCGCUACACUCUGGGGAAAACCAACACGGCCGCAGCCAUCCGUGACGUCAGAAAAUAUGGCUUCCACGAGACCGUCAAACGCGGAAGUGACGUUGCGCGCAUCGCUGUCGUCAUCACUGAUGGCAAAUCAUGGGACGAGGUGGAAACGAAGGAGCAGGCUCAGAAGUUGAGAGACACAGGCGUGACGGUCUACGCUAUCGGGGUGGGCAAAGAAGUGAAGGAGGUUGAGCUGGAGAGCAUCGCUAACUCCCCCAUGGAGAAUUUCGUCUUCAGUGUGGACGACUUCGCUGCGUUGUCCGAACUGAGAGGGGCACUGGCUGCCAAGACGUGCGCUGGCGAUGACGAGAUGCCUCUUUCCCAACCUCAAUGUGGGAACGGUCCUAUCGAGAUGACCUUCGCAUUCGACGCAAGCUCCACAAGCAACUCUGGCAAACUCCAGGUGGUGGAGAACAUCGAGUCCAUCUCCAAACGAUUGGCCACCUUGGCCGGUGACGUCAAGAUCGGCGUGUCUUCCGGCCCGUGCCCACCAAGCCUUGACGUGCCCAUGUCUAUUCCGGAAGUCUCCGGUCUGAAGCUCCGACGCGCCAAGAAGCACAUCCGGCCACGUCUGCACUCUAUUGUGAAGGCCUGGAGGAGGGAGCAGAGGAUGAAAGACGCUAAGUUUAACUUGGUGGUCGAAAGCAAGCUGAAAAAUGUCCUGAGUGACUACCCUGUCGAUGACCUCUACGUGGACGAGAGGGUACCCACAAGAGGUCUGGUCCUUCUCCUGAACAGAGAAAAUGUCUCAGAGUUUGAGUACCUUGCAGAGGAGGUUUCGCGUCUGCUUGAGCAUGGUACCCAGGUCUUUGCAGUAAUUGACGAGUCAGUGGGCAAAUACCACGUAGAUAAGUGGGUAGAUCUGUUAGGCCCAUCACGCGUUUUGGGUGGAGUAAGAGGAGACCAUGACUAUUCAGGUCAGGUCAUGGAGUUUAUGUGCGCAUUGUAAAAAUAUGUUUAAAAAAAUUAGCAUCCUUAACAAAUUCUUUAUAAAUAUUGUCUUUUUUUUGCAACUACGUGAUUAAAAUUAUGAGACACUGUUGUCCCAUAUUAAUACCGAUUACAAGUUACAACAACGCUGAUUAAUACCAUAAUGAUAUUUGCCUUCCUUGUACUACACACUAGGCCUACAUGUAAUUUGUCCUGUUCUGGUCUAUUAAAACCAAAAUGAAAACUGUACAGCUGUCUUGGCUAACAGAUACCGGUGCCAUAUUGCAUUAUAUUUCAAAUACAUUGACUCAGUUCUGGUGCUAAAUACGGGUUUUAUUAUGUCUGUUGCAAUAUUAGCAGUUGUAGAGUGACUGAACGCUUUUUGGUGAGUUAGUCUCAGGAAUGUAUGUUGCCAUUGAAUGAGAAUGGUUGGAAGAACAGAAAUUAUCUGUCUGCGCGUUAUUUAUUGAAAGUGAAGUGAAUGACUCCGAAUUCAGUGCUGAGAGAAAAUUUUGCGCACAUGUCUGAUGUAAAUGAAAUGUAUGAAUGAAAAUAUGGAUGGUGAGGAAAUGUAUUCAUAAGCAUGUGCAAUGCAAAGGAUAUUUGAAUGCUAUAUGGAAGGUCGAAUGUUGUUUAAAUGUAACGCUUGAGAGAAGAUUUGGAGUGGUUUUUAUGACUGAAUUAAAAGGAUGAUUUAUUACUCAUGACAAAACGCAGAUGAAUUUGUGACAUUAACUUUGAAUACAUUUUUCAUGCUGGUGAAAUACCCUUUUAAAAAUGAAUCCAUGAUGUCUUUUUACAUAAAUGUCUAUUAAGACAUGUCAAUAUGUCAACGUACUCUCUCAUUUCUGGUCAUUCAGGACAAUGUCCACCCUACCCAGGUGGUUUCUUAUACUACGUGUAAUUCCAAUCACAUAUUUAUGUUCAGACGGACCAAUUGCCUCUGUGCUUUGUAUAAAAGUAUAAGCUUCCUUUUUUAAAAAAUAAUUUCCAUUAAAAAAAUACCCUUGAACUUACUUGAAGAUAUAUCUCCAAGUGCACAAAUAUUUGACACAAACCACUCUUACUGAUACUAGUCAUUUCUCAUAUGUACUAUUUAACUACAAAUGCCAUGAGUGACACUGUCUGUGUAAGUGGUUCACGACUGCUGGCAACGGACCAUGCCAAUAUCACAUCUGCUUUUGUUAGUAAAGGUCUAGUUGAGGUCCCCCUUCUAAAAAAAAAAGGUUUAAAAUCGUCUUUCGCGCAUGACACCCCAGCUACCUCCGUGUUGGCCCCUCAGAGAGUGGAGAGCCCGGAUGUGUGAAGUGGGUCAAGCAAGUUCCUCGUAGAGAUCUCAACUAGACCUUUGCUUCUUCUGAUAUGAACAGACUGUGAUAAGAGACAGUGAACAACAUAUUAUAAUUAUAUGCAAUUUGCUUCAUGCAUGCUGACAUUUUUUUCAUGGAGGACAGAUCUGUUUUAUGAACAACAGACUACGCUACCAUUUGGAGCCAUGCCGUCAUGAAUUGUUACCAAAGUGUCUUUAAUUCCUCUUGUCAAAGAUGUUUAAAGUACAUGUCGUGCACUUCCAUGCCAUUGUGUGGUAACUGUUGCAAUUGUUACCAAAGUUUGCCAUUGACUUUUUAAAUUGUUGCAUUUUUAAUGAGUUUUGCUAUUAUAUCAUUACAAUGCUGAUACUAAGAUUUUACAACAAUAAACCAUAAAAUGAAAA